ACACAGCUAGGUCAGAGGAAGGAAAAGAGUGUGUGUGUGUAAAAUAAAAACUCAGCUGCAAGAAUGACAGUCACUUGAAACGCCAAGACAAAGCCAUGGCUUUGGAUGGCUUUGCCAGUCCAUUUUAAAAGCCACAUAAGCUGUCCUUUCCCUAGCAAAGCCCCACUAGGGAGCCAGUGAAGGGAGAGCAAAGCCCCCCAGCUGGGCUGCUGGCACAGCAUGUCUGCAGAGCCAGUGCCAGGGGCUGAUGCCAGCAGGAGAGGCCUGAAGAAGCCACGUCCGUUCAGCAUCGAGGACAUCCUCGCCAGCCCCGCGGAGAAGAGCCCCCAGGUCUUGGUGCCACUGUGCCUGCGGAGCAUCUUGGACUGCACACCCCAGAGACCCUGUGAGCUGGAGGCCAUCCCAGCCAGCUCCCUGCAGGAGGAGGAAGAGGAGGAAGAGGAGGAAGAGCUGGAAAGGGCAGGCUGCAGCUGCUGCUGCUGUUCUCACACGAGUGCCCGUUCCCUGCAGGACCUGCCAGCUUGGCUGGAUGCACGGCUGCCCUGGCCCGUGCGGCUCUUGCAGCCGGCGCUCAGGGUGUGCAGGAGCUCCCAGGAGAAGGCUGGUGAGCUGCAGAGCCUGCAGCAGCUGCAGAGCCUGCAGCAGCAGCUGCAGCGCCGCACGCGCCGGCACCGCACCAUCUUCAGCGAGGAGCAGCUGCAGGCGCUGGAGACGCUGUUCCACCAGAACCAGUACCCGGACGUGGUGACCCGCGAGCACCUGGCAAACCGCAUCCACCUCAAGGAGGAGAGGGUCGAGGUUUGGUUUAAAAACCGUCGGGCGAAGUGGCGGCAUCAGAAGAGGGCGACUGCCUCGGCACUGACCCUCCAGGCCAAGCAGCCCCCCAAGGAGAGCUGUUAGUGCCCACAGGGAGCACCAGGCACCCCCUGCCCGUGGCUGACAGGCUCAGGGGGUAACCCGAGGGGGCUAAUGCAGAAAAAGAGAACCUCUGUGGUUCUCAGGAGGAGGACAGGUAGAAGCAGACAUGGCACUGUCACAUGCCUCUUCCAAACCGAGUUCACAUGGCAAAUGACUGGGCAGGCAGGACGUGCAGGGGACAGAGCUGUACCGGUGUUAAAUGUGUGUGCUUUAAGAGAAAGAGAAA
This is a messenger RNA of Haemorhous mexicanus (house finch), 1144 nucleotides long. It is a transcript of the gene GSC2, whose product is annotated as goosecoid homeobox 2. Gene Ontology annotation, cellular component: nucleus. Gene Ontology annotation, molecular function: DNA-binding transcription factor activity, RNA polymerase II-specific; RNA polymerase II cis-regulatory region sequence-specific DNA binding. Bases 220 to 900 code for a protein of 226 amino acids. The transcript has 3 exons. Lineage: Eukaryota; Metazoa; Chordata; Aves; Passeriformes; Fringillidae. Gene Ontology annotation, biological process: regulation of transcription by RNA polymerase II. The record is from RefSeq and is a predicted model, not a curated record.